This is a messenger RNA of Aptenodytes forsteri (emperor penguin), 4181 nucleotides long. RefSeq names its product protein zyg-11 homolog B. Bases 128 to 2335 code for a protein of 735 amino acids. Lineage: Eukaryota; Metazoa; Chordata; Aves; Sphenisciformes; Spheniscidae. The record is from RefSeq and is a predicted model, not a curated record. Gene Ontology annotation, cellular component: Cul2-RING ubiquitin ligase complex. The transcript has 14 exons.
CUCCUGCCUCCCCCCCAGUCUGGGUGCAGUCCAACUCUCAAACAGUACUUUCCCCUCUGGGGCUUGCUUUGUCCAGGGACUGUCUGGAAAAAGCCGUGCCACCGAAAGCACGGGUUUUGUGGUAUGCAUGGAGGAAGCGUCUCCUUAUUCUUUACUUGAUAUUUGUUUGAAUUUCCUGACUGCCAACCUAGAGAAGUUUUGCACAGAAAGGCAAGAUGGAACACUAUGCCUGCAGGAGCCAGGAAUGUUUCCUCAAGAAGUGGCUGAUCGAUUGCUGCAGACAGUGGCAUUUCAUGGGCUUCUGAAUGAUGGAACUGUGGGCAUCUUCCGAGGCAACCAGAUGCGUUUGAAACGAGCUUGUAUCCGGAAAGCGAAAAUCUCUGCUGUGGCUUUCCGGAAAGCAUUCUGCCAUCAUAAGCUGGUAGAACUUGAUGCUACUGGGGUGAAUGCUGAUAUAACAAUCACAGACAUUAUAAGUGGACUUGGCAGCAAUAAAUGGAUCCAACAAAAUCUGCAAUGCCUUGUGCUGAACUCACUAACUCUUUCUUUGGAAGACCCAUACGAGAGGUGCUUCAGUCAGUUGUCUGGGCUUCGUGCAUUGAGUAUUACCAAUGUUCUGUUCUACAAUGAGGACUUGGCAGAUGUUGCUUCACUUCCUAGGUUAGAAAGUCUGGAUAUAUCGAACACCUCUGUUACUGACAUAACAGCACUCCUCACCUGCAAAGACCGACUCAAGUCUUUGACCAUGCACCACCUGAAAUGCUUGAAAAUGACCACAACCCAGAUUCUGGAUGUUAUAAGAGAACUAAAAUACCUGAAUCACCUUGAUAUUUCAGAUGACAAACAGUUCACAUCAGACAUAGCACUUCGUUUGCUGGAACAGAAAGAUAUCUUGCCUAACCUUGUGUCUUUGGACAUUUCUGGAAGAAAACAUGUUACGGAUAAAGCUGUAGAAGCUUUUAUUCAGCAACGUCCCACAAUGCAGUUUGUAGGACUGCUAGCUACUGAUGCCGGCUACUCAGAAUUCCUAACAGGAGAAGGAAACCUAAAGGUGUCUGGAGAAGCAAAUGAAACUCAGAUUUCUGAAGCACUGAAGCGUUACAGUGAACGGGCCUUCUUUGUGAGAGAAGCACUCUUUCAUUUAUUCAGCCUGACGCAUGUAAUGGAAAAAACAAAGCCUGAAAUUUUAAAGCUUGUGGUUAUUGGAAUGAGAAAUCACCCCCUGAACUUGCCCGUGCAGUUAGCAGCAAGUGCUUGUGUCUUCAACCUAACCAAGCAAGAUUUAGCAGCAGGCAUGCCUGUGCGGCUUCUGGCCGAUGUUACUCACUUGCUCCUGAAGGCCAUGGAACACUUCCCAAAUCAUCAACAGCUGCAAAAGAAUUGCCUUCUUUCACUAUGCAGUGACAGAAUACUUCAGGAUGUUCCAUUUAACAGGUUUGAAGCAGCCAAACUUGUUAUGCAGUGGCUGUGUAAUCACGAAGAUCAAAACAUGCAAAGGAUGGCUGUAGCCAUAAUUUCCAUUCUUGCUGCAAAGCUUUCAACAGAGCAAACAGCUCAACUUGGUGCAGAGCUCUUCAUUGUUAGGCAACUUCUACAAAUAGUUAAACAGAAAACAAAUCAGAAUCUUGUAGAUACUACCCUCAAGUUCACAUUGAGUGCACUUUGGAACCUCACUGAUGAAUCUCCAACAACAUGUCGGCACUUCAUUGAGAAUCAAGGGCUAGAACUUUUCAUGAGAGUCUUAGAGUCUUUUCCGUCUGAAUCAUCCAUUCAACAGAAAGUUCUUGGACUUCUGAAUAACAUAGCUGAAGUUAAAGAACUCCAUUCUGAAUUAAUGUGGAAGGACUUUAUAGACCACAUCAGUAAAUUACUGCACAGUGUGGAGGUGGAAGUUAGCUACUUUGCAGCAGGGAUUAUUGCUCAUUUGAUAUCUCGAGGAGAGCAGGCCUGGACAUUAAGUCGCAGCCAGAGGACAUCUCUCCUUGAACAGCUGCAUUCUGCCAUUUUGAAUUGGCCAACCCCAGAAUGUGAGAUGGUGGCUUACAGGUCUUUCAAUCCGUUUUUUCCACUACUUGGCUGUUUCAUGACACCUGGUGUCCAGUUAUGGGCAGUGUGGGCCAUGCAGCAUGUCUGCAGCAAAAAUCCUGCCAGGUACUGCAGCAUGUUAAUAGAAGAAGGUGGUUUACAGCACUUAUACAACAUCAAGGAAAACGUCCAGACUGAUCCACAUGUCCAAAGGAUUGCUAUUGCCAUCCUGGAUAGUUUGGAAAAACACAUUAUGCGUCAUGGGAGACCACCUCCAUGUAGAAAACAGCAACAAAAUAAACCAAACUGAAAGCUGCAGGUAUAGGAGUGUAAAGUAUUGUCUCUGUAACAAUCCUUUCUGAUGUGUGUGUAGUUGGAGUAACUUGUAAUAUAGUGGUCACCAUUAAAGUGAUUUGCCGAUAAUUGUGGUACCCAGAACCAUGUACGGUAACCUUUGGUGAAUGUCAACUUUAAUGGCAACCACAUAUGCAACUUGUAAAGGGUCACUGCUUGAGCUGGUCAUACCUGUAGGAUUACUGCUGGCUACAAAGAGAUGGGACUUGUACAGAUCAAUAUGCACAUCUGGAAAAAAAGACUUCUAGGAAUAUCUUGUUUUGUGAUUUCUGGGAGAAAAAGUUAUUUCAUCCCUAUGAUUGCUGUUCAUAACACUGUUUACCAGUUUGGUGUUUGAAUAGAACCAUGUGGUUGUGAGAUUCAACACUUUCACAGAUUAAAACAAAAGUACAUGCAUGCAGGUUAAUAUGAGACUUGUAACUAAGGUGACCAAAGUCAUUGUCUCAUAACCCUUCUAAACACAAAUGGGGUCUUCAACUUCCUUUUUCUUUUGCCUGCAAGCUGUGUUCUUUUGUCUUCCUUACUUCUAGAACAAUAGCUUUUUGCAGUUCAGCUCUCCCGAGUCCUCCCUGCUCUUAGUAAGGUGGGGAUCGGCAUUGCAUCAGGGAAAGGGGAAACCUGCUGAAGUAAAGCAAUAGAAACAGGAUUAAAAGGAGAUGCAAUACUAAAAGGAUGAACUAAGCUUGAGAUGUUAAACUUGAUAACAAGAAGGGGUUUUUGUUGUUGUUUGACUGCUUUUGGUUGUGUGUGAUAUCUAUCUGUUGUUUUUAGAGUAUUGAUAGGGAAAGGAGAAGGCUCAUUAGAGCAAGAUAACUGACUUGUCUUCAUCGUGAAGGGGAUUGCACGUCUCGAUAGGAGGCCCAGGAUAUUUGGUCACCUUAUUUAUAAAAGACUAAUGAUUGCUCUGUUGUUUUCUGUAAAUAUUCUGUCAGUGUUGUGCAGUGAAUUGUAUUUCCAAGUCAUCACAGUGCAAAAUACCACCCAAUGUUCUAUGUAAGCCCUGUGUCAAUUGCAUUGUUUUCUGGAGUGUGAAAUUUUACAUAAAGAUGCUAAUUGUAACAACUUAUUUCUUUCUUGGUUACCUAUGGGUUUCAAAUGAUGUGUUGAAUGAAACAUAUUGCACGGCAUACAGAUGCCUGAUAAAAUACAAGUGAUGGAAGCAAACUGCAUGUCCGUUCAAAUUCAGUUUUAUUUCAGGUAUUGUUUUUGUUUAUCUGGUUAGCCUCCAUAUUUCAUGGCAACUGAUUGAUAUUCAGAGAUUGUUCUGUAAAUAUAUUGGUAAUUGAGUUUAAAAAGAAAACUUAUGUUUGGUAGCUUACUAGCAGGGAUGGGUUCUUCGUGAUGACUAUAUUUUACUAUUUUUAACUCCUUUCCUCUCCCAACUCCCAUCCUUCAAAUAAAAACAUCACCUCUAAUCUUCAAUAAUCUAGUUAUUGUGUAUUUCAGCAACUUCAAAAGGUACUGAUCCAGUAACUUAAUCAAUGUUGUGUAACUGCUUUUUGUACAAAGCUAUAAUUUGGCUAGCGUCGUUUUCACGCGUGUAUCUGGUUAUAUACCAUUUUCUUGAUUUGGAAAGAAAUUAAAUUGGUUGUAGCUUUGAAUUGUGAAGGUGGUUUAAAAAAUGAAAAAUGGCCUGCAAGCCUUUACCCACCACCCUUCUGAGAUGUCUGCUAUGGUACUUCUGCUACGAAACUUCUGUUACAUGAAAUGAAACACAAAACUUGUCAAAAUUGGUGUUAAUAGAAUGAACAUAAAUCAAUUGCUACAAGAUUUUAAAAUAAAGAUGACAACUCUCCUUACAG